AUAUACUUUAUCUUUUAGAAAAAGUUAUCGAGAACUUAUCAGAGGUGAAGUUAACCACUGCGCAUUCAUGGGACUGUCGCAUCUUGUUUUUUGUUUUUUACUACACUGUGCAUUCGCUUUUAGUGCAGUUCUCUGAUGCAGAGGGAAAGAACAAACCUGUGGUUAUUUAUAGACAGAUGAUUAUUCAGCAUUUUGAACAAAACUCGUUAUAUUUGUAUUUAUUCCUCUUUGCUGUGGCCCAUUGCAAAAGCAGUAUAUGUUCUUUAUGAACAGCAUAGGCGAGACAUGCAACGAAUUGAAGCAACAGUAUGACUCCUGUUUUAACACGUGGUUCUCUGAGAAAUUCUUGAAAGGUGACACGAAUGACAGCACAUGCUCGCACUUAUUCAAAAUGUAUCAGCAGUGCGUUAAGAAAGCCAUGAAGGAACAUCAUAUUGAACUCAAGGACAUGGAGACAAAUUACUUGGAAAGUGAUAAAGAAAAAAAACCUCACAGUUGACAAGCUCACACUUCAAUUCUAUGUAGCUUCUUUAUGAAUCAGUAACGAUGCAAAUGGUAAAACUACCUCGAUCAUUCCUACUUUUUAUUCUGAAAUGAUGAAUAAUGUUAAUUUAGAUUUAGUUUCUCCCAUCUGUUUAUUUUUACCGAGGUAAUUAAUCGCGAUCAUGUCUCUUGAUUAUCACAACAAAUAUGUACAUUUUUGUUUGUAAAGUUUUUAUUAGUUCAUAUCAAAGUUUUGUCAUAGAGGCAUUGGAACAAAAUCUAUAUAAGAAAACAAACUUCAAAUUAUUGUUGAAUGAAUGUGGAAAUUUAUAAAUAAUCUGUACAAAAAAAACAUGUAGGGCCGAUUGUUCCACCUUCCGGAUAAAUCUCAGCUUACUCGACGGGUUAUCUAUAGGAUAGGAACCUUACUAGCGCAACCUCCACUGUUUUCUAUUUCUACAUAUUCAUCUGUUAGAUACGACUUACACAAUACCGAGAGUGCCGUAUAAUAUUCUCUUUUGGUUUCUAGUCAUUUACCAGAUAAAUAAAUUUUAUUGAAACAACAACGCAAAUUAGAGUUUUAACCAUUAGAUAGAUUACCCGAUACUUUUAUCUGAAGAUGGAACAACCGGUUUUUAUGUAAAAAGGAUAAAAAUUUCCUUUACAAAAAGGACACGUGUAACUAUGUAAAUCGUUUCAUUCAGAUCUCAAUAAUAUAAUUUAAUUACAAGAGGUGA
Molecule: messenger RNA, 1220 nt
Organism: Pseudomyrmex gracilis
Lineage: Eukaryota; Metazoa; Arthropoda; Insecta; Hymenoptera; Formicidae
Product: TP53-regulated inhibitor of apoptosis 1-like
Exons: 3
Coding region: 257-499 (80 amino acids)
Source: RefSeq, a predicted model, not a curated record